UGCAUGCACCAACAACCACACAUCAAUCUUUUUUUCUCCCGCCUGACUACUCGGUGAAUGUAAUUUGUUUUUUGUUUAUUGUUUUGGACCUUUAUUCUCAUUAUUUUUGGCCUGUUAUUAUUUCAGCUUUUGCUUUUUAUUCCAGCUUUAUAUAUUUCCACCUUUUGCUUUGAACGCGCCCUGACCAGAGGACACACGUCUGCGCAGUUGAGACAAUGGGAUAUCAGAAAAAGACCGGUAAAGGUCGUCUCGACAAGUACUACCAUCUUGCCAAGGAGCAGGGUUACCGUGCUCGCUCGGCAUUCAAGCUGAUCCAGCUGAACAAAAAGUACAACUUCCUAGGAUCCGCCCGCUCACUCAUUGAUCUGUGCGCCGCUCCAGGUGGAUGGCUCCAGGUUGCCCAAAAGUAUAUGCCCGUGAAGAGCAUCAUUCUCGGUGUCGAUCUGGUGCCCAUCAAGCCUAUCCCGAACGUGAUCACCCUUGUCGAGGAUAUUCUCACAGAUAAGUGCCGCAACCGCCUGCGCCAGGAGAUGAAGACAUGGAAGGCUGAUGUCGUUCUGCACGAUGGUGCGCCCAACGUUGGAUCCAACUGGUCUCAUGACGCAUACUCGCAGACCGAGCUCGUGCUCAUGUCCUUGAAGCUCGCCACAGAGUUCCUCAACAAGGGCGGAACCUUUGUUACCAAGGUUUUCCGGUCCAAGGACUACAACAGUCUUAUCUGGGUGUUCAACCAACUGUUCCGCAAAGUCGAGGCCACAAAGCCCCCAUCGUCGAGAAACGUGUCAGCCGAGAUUUUCGUCGUCUGCCAGGACUACAUUGCACCCAAGAAGAUUGAUCCGCGGUUCCUCGACGCAAAGUACGUAUUCGAGGACCUGAUCCUCAACAAGGCACAGACAUCGACAGAUAUCUUUGCGCCCGAGAUCAAGAAGAAGAAGCGCCAUCGUGAGGGUUACGAGGAGGGCGACUACAUACUGCACAAGAAGAUUGACGCCAUGGAGUUUGUCAAGAGCAGAGACCCCGCCGGCACACUGGGCGGUGCUAACGAGAUGGUCUUUGACACGGAGGAGUCGAUUGAGGUUGCCAAGCUGCCCGAGACAACCGAGGACAUCUUGCUGGCAUGCAGGGACCUUCGCGUUCUUGGCAAAAAGGACUUCCGUAUUUUGAUGAAAUGGCGCGCCAGCCUGCGUGAGCGUUUCCAGCUCGAGAAGGCCGAGGAGCAGCCUAAGAUCGACGACGGCGCUGACGGCAAGGACGGCAGCGACAUCGAGGGGGAGCUGGACACGCUCGCCACGGAGGAGAUGAAGAGGCUGAAGAAGGAGCGCAAGCGCCUGAAUGCCAAGCGCCAGCGCCAGCUGAUCAAGCUGCAGCUCAACAUGACCACCCCCACCGAUAUUGGUAUGGAGCAGGACGGUGGUGAUCCCGUCUUUAGAUCAGACCUUGCUAUUAAGAUGAGCGGCACCCGCGCGCUCAAGGAUCUGCGCGAGGCUGAUGUGGGUGACAUUGAUGUCGAUAUUGAUCUGGCUGACGACGAGCUUGUUGAGCUCGGAAGCCGUCCGAUUGACUCUGACAACAGCUACUCUGAUGCUGACAGCGGCGAUGAGGCCGGAGGCAACAAUGUUGACAGCGACGACGAGCAGCGUCUGCAGGAGAUGGAGGGAGAAAUGGACGAGAUGUACUCGGAAUACGUGAGCCACAAGCGCGAGCGCGACGCCCAGUUUGAUAUCAAGCGCAAGAGGGCCGCUCAGGAAGAAGACGCCGAAACCAAGGGUUCAGGCCAUUCGCGCAUGAUGCGCGACGCCAAGAAGGCCAAGAAGGACAAGCACGCUGCCGGCGCAAACAAGGGAUCUGCGCCUAUCGGCGACGUCAAGCUCGGUGGGCCCCAUUUCAAGGGCAUGGGCAACAUUGACCUAAACGACAUCACUGAUGAUGAGGAUGCCGACGAGGACGCUACCUACAAGAAUAUUUCCAGCAAGCUAGGCAAGCGCAAGCGUCAGGCCGACUCCAUUGCUGCCGAUGUGGACGACGCCAGCGAUGAGAGCGACUUUGAUAUCGCGUCUGCCGAUGAGGACGGCGAUCCCAACGACGUCGAGCUUAAGGACGAGGAGAGGCAAGCUGACUAUGACCUGGCCAACCCCGAGGCGAUGACCAUGAUCCGCGACCUGGCCAACCGCAAGACCAACAAGCAUGAUUUGAUUGACAAGCACUUUAACCGCUACACCUUCAAUGACACGAGAGAGCUUCCGGAUUGGUUUCCCCUGCUUCCGGUUUCCAAGGAGGCGGUGCGCAUGCUGCGCGAGAAGAUCAAGGCGCUGGACGCCCGGCCGAUCAAAAAGGUGGCUGAGGCCAAGGCCAGGAAGAAGAUGCGCGCGUCCAAGCGCAUUGUUGGCAUGCAGCGGAAGGCUGAGGGAGCCGAGAAGGCCCGCAGCAUCGACCGCAUGAUCAAGCGCGCCACCAAGUCCAAGCCCAAGGAGAAGGUCACCGUUAUUGUUGCUCGCAACGCCAAUCGUGGCUUGAAGGGCCGCCCCAAGGGCAUCAAGGGCAAAUACAAGAUGGUGGAUCCGCGCAUGAAGAAGGAGCUGCGCGCAAAGAGGGCGAGGGAGAAGCGCAACAAGAAGGGUGGAGGCCGUCGCUAAAUAUCUGGCUGACCGGGGGCAUGCGUGUGUGGCUACGAGAAGAGACUAAAUUGAUCUUUUGGUUUUGUUUUUCAUAUAUAUUUUCCUUUUUGUUUUUCA
Molecule: messenger RNA, 2732 nt
Organism: Kickxella alabastrina
Lineage: Eukaryota; Fungi; Kickxellomycota; Kickxellomycetes; Kickxellales; Kickxellaceae
Product: FtsJ-like methyltransferase-domain-containing protein
Exons: 7
Coding region: 216-2633 (805 amino acids)
Biological process (GO): maturation of LSU-rRNA from tricistronic rRNA transcript (SSU-rRNA, 5.8S rRNA, LSU-rRNA); maturation of 5.8S rRNA from tricistronic rRNA transcript (SSU-rRNA, 5.8S rRNA, LSU-rRNA); rRNA methylation
Cellular component (GO): nucleolus; nucleus; preribosome, large subunit precursor
Molecular function (GO): rRNA (guanine) methyltransferase activity; rRNA (uridine-2'-O-ribose)-methyltransferase activity
Source: RefSeq, a predicted model, not a curated record